AUGUUAAUUAAUUCAGCAUAUACUAUUGAUUGGAUUCGUUAUGAAUUAAAUGCGAAUAGAAAAUUUAAAUUAAUUAUUUUUUCUGUUUCAUCCGAUGAAGUUAAAUUAGCAACAUGGGAUAAUAUAUUUGAAUUACUAACAAAACUUUAUCCAGAAAUUGAUUCAAAUAUUUGGUUUCGUUAUUCGAAACAAUUAAAAGAAAUGACAUUUCAACAAAUUGAUCCUGAAGAAAUAAUUGUUAAAAAUAAUUAUUUAGGACCUGAUUCAGAUGGAUAUAUACAUAAAAAACGUUUUUUAACUUUAAAAAAUCCACCAACAUUGUUACAAGUUCGAGAAUUUUUACAUAAUCAUAUUGGUCUUAAUGAAUUAUUUCAAGGAAAUGGACGAACAAUAACACAUGAAGGAAUUUUGUCAGAUAAAAGAAUAUUUAACAAAUAA
Molecule: messenger RNA, 438 nt
Organism: Rotaria sp. Silwood2
Lineage: Eukaryota; Metazoa; Rotifera; Eurotatoria; Philodinida; Philodinidae
Source: the annotation of a GenBank genome assembly